GAGAGGGGAAGGCAGCAACCAGCCGUAAGCUUUAAGCCAGGUGUGGGAAAUGAUCAGCAUCAUACCUAGAAACUCCCCAUUCGGAACCCCAGAUAUUAAACCAGUGACUCCACCAACUGUAUCUAUUGCCACAACCGCCAUGAAGCUGCUGAUCAUCGCACUGCUGGUAGUCGGGGCAGCCGCAGAGUCAGAGUCAGAGGAAGACCGGAUCAUUGGCGGGAGAGACUGCCGCGUUGGCUCUCGGCCCUACCAGGUGGCUCUCUUGAGGAACGGCCGCAUCUUCUGUGGCGGGAGCCUGAUACACCCGAAGUGGGUGCUAACUGCUGCGCACUGCGGCAGAAAUAUCAGGACCGUGCAGGUGCAUCUGGGGGAUUAUAAUCUACGGGCGAAGGAACCCACAGAACAGAUACGAAGAGUCCGCAACUUUUUUGUGCAUCCAGGGUACAACCUUCGCCGUUUUGACAAUGACUUCAUGCUUCUGGAGUUGGAUGCGCCAGCUCAACUCAACACCUACGUGAACACAAUCAACCUGUCUACCAGUUGUCCCUCUCCUGGAACACCAUGCAUCGUGUCAGGAUGGGGCACUAUCAGGUCCCCUCAAAGGCUGUUCCCAGACUUCCUGCGGUGUGCAGAUAUCUAUUGCGUCAGCCAGGACAGGUGCCAGGCCACUUACGGGGGCAUAAUCACGGAGAACAUGUUCUGCGCUGGCGUGGAGCAGGGUGGCAUAGACUCAUGCCAGGGGGAUUCAGGAGGCCCACUGGUCUGCAAUGGGCAGCUGCAGGGUGUGGUCUCCUGGGGGAUGUCCGUUUGUGCCCUGCCGGGACGGCCCGGGGUCUACGCCAAUGUCUGCAAAGCUGCCGAGUGGGUGAGGAGAACAAUAGGGAGGAAGUGCAUCGGAUCAGACUGAGAGCUCACAGAGCGUCACGCCUGCCACAAUAACCCACCAAACACAUGUCCCAGCCACACCUCUCCUCAUCUCACCGUGGCACCCAGGGGGUGCUGAUCUGGGUGGGACUAGGAUGGUGGCACUGCGGUGGGCCAGCCAAAAGCAGCCAGUGGUUAUGAGUCAGGCCUGACAAAAUCCUGAGACUAGGUUAAAAAUGUGGGAUGGGUUUAAAAAUCAUGAAUCAGCCUAAAGAUUGUGAGAUUGCUUUAAAAAUCAUGAGAUCAGUGUUAAAUUCAUGAGAUUGUUGUAAUAAAUCGUGAGAUUGCCUUAAAAGUCACUAAUCAGCCUGAAGUUCACAGGAUUGCUUUAAAAAUCAAGAUGUUGAGUUUAAAAAUCAGGAGAUUUGGUUUAGAAUCAUGGGAUUAGUUUGAAAGCCACCAGACUGCUGUAAAAAUCGUGAGAUUGUGAGAUGGGUUUAAAAAUCAUAAGAUUGGAUUAAAAAUUAUGAGACGGGUUUUAAAAUGCCAUAAAUAGUGCACAGGUCUUUGAUCGGGUCUCUUGGAUUAGUAAGGGUGGCAUAAGCGGCUAUAACUGCUCUGAAGUCACCAAGUCUGAUGUCUCAUGGAGUUCAAACUUUGUCAUAUGGUGCUACAGGAACAUAGCUACGGCACCUGUGGCAUAGACAAGCCCCAGGAGUUCAUAUUCAGCUGAUUAUCCACCACAGCCCCCAAAUCUUUCUGAGUGCCACUGCUUCUAUGGAGAGGGUCCCCCAUCCUCCAAGUCUGGUGGACAUUCUUUGGUCUGAGAUAGAUGCAUUUACAUGUAGCCAUUUACAUCCCCACGAGACUCAGUGACCCAAAUCUCACAUGAUUUUAUGACACGUCUCAUGAGGGUGGGUUUGUUUCUUAAAGUCUUGAGCUCCUGGAGUCACGUGACUCAGAGAAUCUGAGCUUUUGUUGGCAGAAAUCACUUUCUAGACCUAGGCUUUGGGGAAAGAAAGCUGGGAAACCGACCCUUAGAGGCUCUAAAAACAGUGAAUAAACAAACCCUACUGGUUUUGUUUUAUUUUUCACAUGUUGUGAUUUUUUUUUUAAGCCAAUCUCACAAUUCUGAGUGGGCCCAGACUUGCAAAUGUUAAACUCUUGAGGCAAGAGAUACUAGCGACAAGGGGUGGAAAAAGCACUGACCGAUCCUAGAGAAGAAGCUGGGACAGGAGAGAUUGACAAAGAGUGAGGCAGUUUAUGCUCAUAAACCACACCUGGUUGGAAAAUAAAGCUCCCAGUCCAUGCUGAAAUGUUCCGUUUCUAUAAUGAAAGCAUGUCAUUUCUAUACUCCUGCAUCUUGGCAGGGGGUUAGACUGGAUGCCCCUUGCAGUCCCGUCUGAGCCUCCCGUUCUAUUAUUCUGUGAUAAUGUUAGAAACCUUUAACGCCAAGUACAUACACAAGAGAAGCACCCGAAACAGGACAGGGUAUUUAGAAAUGUGUCACCUUUUCUAGCACACUCAGCAGAAGAGGGCCCAGGGAUCAAACCAGAAUCUUUAGCCUGGUUCUCUGAACAUUAAUCUGAUCCUGGAUAAGUAACGUGAGAUGUACUGUGUUAAAGUGCUAUUA
This is a messenger RNA of Mauremys mutica (yellowpond turtle), 2497 nucleotides long. Its product is annotated as trypsin-3-like. Lineage: Eukaryota; Metazoa; Chordata; Testudines; Geoemydidae. The record is from RefSeq and is a predicted model, not a curated record. Gene Ontology annotation, biological process: proteolysis. Gene Ontology annotation, molecular function: serine-type endopeptidase activity. The coding region runs from base 50 to 907 and encodes 285 amino acids. The transcript has 6 exons.